Molecule: messenger RNA, 3616 nt
Organism: Musca vetustissima
Lineage: Eukaryota; Metazoa; Arthropoda; Insecta; Diptera; Muscidae
Gene: FBXO11
Product: F-box only protein 11
Exons: 9
Coding region: 44-3610 (1188 amino acids)
Biological process (GO): regulation of apoptotic process; protein ubiquitination; ubiquitin-dependent protein catabolic process
Molecular function (GO): zinc ion binding; protein binding
Source: RefSeq, a predicted model, not a curated record
GUUGUUUUAUUAUAAUAUAAGACAACAAAUAUAAGUUGGGAAAAUGCCUAGUGCAUCAUUUACAUCGUCGCGCUCCUAUGUGCGGCGUUCCAAACGAAAGGGUGCCAAUCGCAUAGCUUUGCCGAAUCGUCCGGUUGGCAAUAUUAUGGAUCCAAUUUUACAAAAUUCAUCAUCACAAAUUAUACAAAAUCACUCGGUAGCUAUAAAUUCUUCAUCGGCGGCAACAUCGUCUUCAGCAUCCGGUUCCUGUCAACCCACUCCAGCAAGCACAUCGAAUUCAGCAGGUGAUAUGUACGAUGGUUCUGGGCCCUCAUGUUCCAAAGUACAAGUAUUAAAUGCUGCUUGUUCUUCGUCAUCGUCGUCGGCAUCGGCAUCAUCGUCAUCAUCAUCAACAAAUAUGGGUUUAAAUCAAAUGACCGGAGGAGGCGGAGGUAUUGCAAAUUCAAACAGUGGCAAUAGCAACGCUUCAACGGGACAAAUGUCACUAUUCGAAUAUGUUGGAAUGCAUAUAAAUGACCCGGAUGCAGGCACAUCAAAUAGUGGUGGUGGAGGAUUUUCAUCCGGCAUUGCAGCAUCCACCUCCACGACAACAUCAUCAUCAGGAUCGACAACUACAUCAGCAACAUCUUCCUCGAAUACAUGUGGUGGUGGUGUUGGUGUACACCAAUCGCCCUACGAUUUACGCAGUAAACUACCCACAAGUAGCAGCCAUGAUCAAUGGCCUUCCUCAUCAUCAUUGGCAUUGAUGAUGGUGACUGGUGUCAUUGUGGGUCCUUCAUCAUCGACGUCAGCCUCAUCAUCAUCCACCAACAACACCACCUCCUCCUCGUCGUCGUCGUCAGCUGCUGUCUCAAAUCUACUAAACAAUGGUAAUUCAGUGAAUACUUCCACAAACCAGUCAACCGCUGUUAUACAUGCACCCUCAACAAAUGCAUCGUUCCCGGUGAAUAAUGCACCCACAGGGGCACCACUAACACACCCGCCAACUGUACACAGUUCCAUACCACAACAGCAUUGUAGUGCCCUGCCAAUUGGUGGCUCCGAUGCCAACAGUUUCAUGUUACCAGCCCGCAAACGCUCACGGCGUCUAUAUACCGUUAACAUGGAUACAGCAUUGAUGUCUCCACCCAGUGUCAGUGGUAGUGGUUCUAGUUAUAUGGGUCCCACUGCUGCCCAAUAUUUGCAAUAUGAACUGCCAGAUGAGGUGCUCUUAGUCAUCUUCUCCUAUCUACUGGAACAAGAUCUAUGCCGUUUGGCUCAGGUCUGUAAACGUUUCAAUACCAUUGCAAAUGAUACGGAACUUUGGAAACGUUUGUAUCAAUCGGUUUUCGAAUAUGAUCUGCCCCUUUUCAAUCCGGAGGUGUGUAAAUUUGUUUUUGAAAAACCCGAAGAGUCGGAAUAUGCCAACGCCUGGAAGGAGAGUUUCCGUCAGCUGUAUCGUGGCGUGCACGUAAGGCCUGGUUAUCAAAAUAAAAAAUAUCCCGGUCGAAGUAUAGUGUUCUUUGAUACCAUACAAGCGGCCCUCGAUUAUCCCGAAGAGAGAGCAGCAGUUUCGGGAGGAGCCUCAACAUCGGCAGCUGCCAUUAAUGCGGGGCUAUCUAAUCCGACAGCCGGUGGUGCAAGUGUCAAUGCUCUGGCCAAUAUGUAUGAGGAUAAUGUUCCACCAUUGGAUCAUCCGGGUCCAUUGAUAUUUUUACAUGCCGGCCAUUAUAAGGGGGAGUACCUCUUUAUUGAUUCCGAUGUGGCAUUAAUUGGUGCCGCUCCCGGCAAUGUGGCCGAGGCUGUUGUCCUAGAACGUGAAGCUGGAUCCACGGUAAUGUUUGUGGAGGGCGCCAAAUAUGCCUAUGUGGGAUAUUUAACAUUGAAAUUCUCUCCGGAUGUCACCUCAACAGUAUCGCAUCACAAACACUAUUGUCUGGAUAUCGGUGAAAAUUGUUCGCCGACAGUGGACAAUUGUAUUAUCCGCAGUUCAUCGGUGGUGGGUGCGGCGGUGUGUGUGGGUGGUGUUAAUGCCAAUCCCAUAAUAAGAAAUUGUGACAUUAGCGAUUGUGAAAAUGUCGGUCUCUAUGUUACCGAUUACGCUCAGGGCACGUACGAGCACAACGAAAUCAGUCGAAAUGCAUUGGCCGGCAUUUGGGUAAAGAAUUUCGCCAGUCCCAUUAUGCGUGAAAAUCAUAUACAUCAUGGUCGUGAUGUGGGCAUAUUUACAUUUGAAAAUGGAAUGGGUUAUUUCGAAAAGAACGACAUACACAAUAAUCGAAUAGCAGGUUUCGAGGUAAAAGCUGGUGCCAAUCCAACCGUGGUCAAAUGUGAAAUUCAUCACGGACAGACUGGUGGUAUAUAUGUACAUGAAAACGGCUUGGGUCAAUUCAUUGAGAAUCGCAUACAUUCAAAUAAUUUUGCAGGCGUUUGGAUAACCUCAAACAGUAAUCCGACCAUACGUAAAAAUGAAAUCUACAAUGGUCAUCAGGGUGGUGUAUAUAUUUUCGGUGAGGGUCGUGGUCUUAUCGAACACAAUAAUAUUUAUGGCAAUGCUUUGGCCGGCAUACAAAUACGCACAAACAGUGAUCCAAUUGUGCGGCACAAUAAAAUCCAUCAUGGGCAACAUGGUGGCAUAUAUGUGCACGAAAAGGGCCAGGGUCUCAUUGAGGAGAAUGAAGUCUAUUCGAAUACACUGGCGGGAGUUUGGAUAACAACAGGCAGUACACCGGUGUUGCGGCGGAAUCGUAUACAUUCCGGUAAACAGGUUGGUGUUUAUUUCUAUGACAAUGGUCAUGGCAAAUUGGAGGAUAACGACAUCUUUAAUCAUCUAUAUUCGGGAGUACAAAUACGUACCGGCAGUAAUCCAGUGAUACGUGGCAAUAAAAUAUGGGGUGGCCAGAAUGGUGGCGUCUUAGUUUAUAAUGGCGGUUUGGGUCUUUUGGAGCAGAAUGAAAUUUUCGAUAAUGCCAUGGCGGGUGUGUGGAUUAAAACCGAUUCCAACCCGACCCUGAAACGUAAUAAAAUCUAUGAUGGUCGUGAUGGUGGUAUUUGUAUAUUUAAUGGUGGCAAGGGUAUACUCGAAGAGAAUGAUAUCUUUCGCAAUACUCAAGCUGGUGUUUUGAUAUCGACACAAUCUCAUCCCAUAUUGCGUCGCAAUCGUAUAUACGAUGGCCAAGCGGCAGGUGUGGAAAUUACCAAUAAUGCCACAGCCACAUUGGAAUAUAAUCAAAUAUUUAAAAAUAAAUUUGGUGGUCUAUGUCUGGCGAGUGGUGUACAACCGAUAACGCGUGGCAAUCAAAUAUUCAACAACGAAGAUGAAGUCGAGAAGGCAGUGUCCGGUGGGCAGUGCCUUUACAAAAUAAGCAGCUAUACUUCAUUUCCCAUGCACGAUUUCUAUAGAUGUCAGACGUGUAAUACAACAGAUCGCAAUGCCAUUUGUGUGAAUUGUAUUAAGAAUUGUCAUGCAGGACAUGAUGUGGAAUUCAUAAGGCAUGAUCGUUUCUUUUGCGAUUGCGGUGCCGGCACCCUAUCGAAUCAAUGUCAACUACAGGGCGAACCAACACAAGACACGGAUACAUUAUAUGAUUCAGCGGCGCCCAUGGAAUCUCAUACUUUAAUGGUAAACUAACUAGAA